This is a messenger RNA of Alternaria arborescens, 2079 nucleotides long. RefSeq lists its product as hypothetical. The coding region runs from base 1 to 2079 and encodes 692 amino acids. The transcript has 3 exons. NCBI's taxonomy places the organism in Eukaryota, Fungi, Ascomycota, Dothideomycetes, Pleosporales, Pleosporaceae. Gene Ontology annotation, cellular component: tRNA-intron endonuclease complex. The record is from RefSeq and is a predicted model, not a curated record. Gene Ontology annotation, biological process: tRNA-type intron splice site recognition and cleavage.
AUGGCCGACCAAGACGAAGACGCCUCGCAUCUGCGCGCACCUGACCCUCCCGACUACGACCCCACAGAGGAAGCGCAAGAUUUCCUCAAACUCGACAAACUCACUGUCCAAGACACGGCACACCCCACACUACCUAAGCGCGGCGAAAAGGACUUUGAGAGCCAUGAAACGAACCUCCAGCUCGACACGCUCGAGGCCUCGCGCCGGGCCAUGCACGGCGUCCUCUCGUGGCAGCGCACGCACACACAGAAAGGCCAUAUCCUCGCCAUGUACGACCCCGAGCGCAACAUGGCAUGCGUCGACAGAGUCCGCUCACAGCACUUCCAGACGAUAGGAACGAACAAAGGAGGAAGAGAGUGGCUGUUGCCCGAAGAAGCCCUGUUCUUGCUGGAGCGAGGCACCUUGGACGUCCGGUGGCCGGUCAAGCGCGAGGUCGGCGACAAGACGGUAUAUAGAACCGAAGACGGCGCGCCCAUGAGUCUGCAGUCGGCGUAUGCGGCCUUCAUUGGGUUCGAGAGUGGUGUGGGUGGAAAGCUGACAUUGGAAAUGUACAACGUCUAUGCCGGACUGAAGAGAUCGGGGUACGUCAUCUUUAGGACAGGGACGUGGGACGAUGAUAGAGGGGAUAUCGUACAAGCACCGCCUCCAGCAGCAGCACAGCCAUCAUCCCGCCCGAGCAUCGUCACGCGCUUCUUCACCGAAGUCUGGCGGCGCCUAAGCCAGCCCGAACACCCCAUCUCCGCCGAGGCCCUCGCCUUCGGUCCGCUCGUCAAGCCCGGCUUGUAUCGCAGCUACAAUGACAUCUACCGCCUCCUCAAACUCAUACCGACCCACGAUCGCUCCUCCCCUCCUACAUUCGUCCUCCUGCCCUCCGCAGACAACCCAUACCGCGUUCACUUCGACGUCUACCGCACCACAGCCCGCUUCAAGAAGUCCGCUCGUGGUCCACCAGACUUCCGUAUAUGCGUCGUCGACGCGCGCACAACCCCAAUACCCACGGGUGCACAGCUAAACGACCUCAUGGCGCAGGUGCCGGAGGACAGGCCCAAGGAAGAUGGUCAUCCGAACCAGAGGUUAAAGCAUGGGUGCAGGAAUGUGGUGCUUGCGGUCGUGGAUAAUGGCAUACCGAGCUAUCUGCGGGUCGCGGAUAGUCCGUUUGAGGAGGUCAAGAUCUAUGAGAGUGGCCAGGCGCAUCAAGCCAGUCUGAAAGUCCUACAAGAUGACGUUGUGGCUGGUCUCGCUAACCAUUACGACCUUGUCGUAUCUGCAGCCUCUUCAUCGGAAUCCGGAAGCGGCGAAAGAGCCAUGGCAGCUGUAAUACAAGAACAUGCCAUGAUGAUCAUCUCAAAAUUGAACAUUCUCAAGCUGAACGACACGUAUUGCGCGAUGUACACCUAUAGCAAUCUCCCGGACCGCACUGUUAGACUACUCAGGCUCUGUCAAGGACAAUACGAAGAUCCGCUCUGGGGUGACCUAUCAGAUGUUUCGCUCAAUGACCUUCCUCCAUACGAGGCUCUCAGUUACCUUUGGGGACCGCCGAACUUCACCGCCCAGAUUCACAUUACUUGGUUCAAGGCACAUCUUAUGAUUACGGAGAGUUUGGCAGCAGGUUUGCGACAAUUUCGCCACGAAAACAAGGAUCGGUAUCUGUGGAUAGAUCAUAUUUGUAUCAACCAGCAAGAUCUUGAUGAACGAUCAGCACAAGUCAAAUUCAUGGAAGAGAUAUACGAGCGCGCUGCUUGCGUGCUACUGUGGCUUGGCGAAGAUGUCGGUAAUAAUGCGCCACUUGCGAAUACUAUCGUACAAGACAUCGCCCAAAUGCGAGCGGGGAGCCGAAUCCUUCAGACAUCUCUGAUCUUGAUAACUAUUUCUCUAGCAGGCGAGGCUAAGCCUCUUGAGACGAUGGACCGGGUUUUGACUUUCCUCCAUCCUCGCAAUGCAACCGAUCCUCGAGACAAAGUUUACGCUUUCCUGGAUCUGCUCGAAAAUCGCACGUCGGCUGCGUUGUUCAAAGAACUGGUGGACUAUCGUAAAUCUGUACUCCAGGUAUAUUUCGAUGCAACCACAGCAUCCAUGUAA